Molecule: messenger RNA, 2389 nt
Organism: Sycon ciliatum
Lineage: Eukaryota; Metazoa; Porifera; Calcarea; Leucosolenida; Sycettidae
Exons: 2
Coding region: 204-1823 (539 amino acids)
Source: RefSeq, a predicted model, not a curated record
GAUGUGACCAGCGUAGUAGUCACUAGCAAAAUUUAUUUUUUCUCUGCCGCGGCAUUGAAGCGACGGUUGCGUGCAAGUCUAAUUGCAGUCUCAGCAGCAACUUACUUUGGGAUGAUGAGAAAGACAGCAUCGAGCAACUCGGACCCUCUCUCGGAAAACAUCGCUCACUCUCCGCCACUGCCUUCCAGACUGGGAACGUAGCCAUGACGAGCUUGUUCAGAUCCUACACAACUGUGGACAAGGAGCGACGCGGCACCGAUAUCAAAGCAGCCAAGCAGGCCAAGCAGAAUGCGAAGGGUGCCCGCUCCUUCUGGGAGUCGCAGGUGCGCUCAUCGCGAGUUGUGCAAGUGCGGCGAGGCUCAGCAGAGCAGUCCGUAGCCGGAGUCCUACCUGAUGGAAAUGACUCCGAUGGAACUGGAAUGUCUGUGAUGGAAAUUCAACCGGAUGGCGUCUCAGAAGCCGAAACAGCCAUCCACAAAAUCGUCCGUGAUCUCAGAAGUGACCUGGAAAGCAUGCACCACGAGGACCUAGAUAUUUCCCUUCGCCUUGCUUCUCUUCAAGGAGAGAUAUCGUCCCUUGAGGAUGAGCUAACUGAACAUGGCUACAAGAUGGACUUUGGCCACACUCCAGACCUUGAGCCAAGCCAAUCUCCCAGCUUCAGCCCUCCCGGUAGCAGCACAACAGACAAUUUCAACGGAGACUACAAGUCGAACAGCCUCCAGCGCAAUAUGCAUAGAGGACAGAUGGUUGCACAGUCUGACAGUUCUGCCGAUGAGUCUGCUAUACGAGCAAGGCGUGAUUCCAUGCGCGAGAAACAUGUCGCCUCGGCCGUCAAGUUCAAGCGAGUCAAUAGCUACCAUGGUUUGCAGUCAGCACGGGUUAUUCUGAAGCCGAUGGCACCAGCGGAAUCUGUAGAUCGCCUGGAGUGGAAUAAGCCGCAUCUAUGGCCAUCGGCACAGCGCCCGCAGGCACCGGUUUCUAGGUCAGGCUCUGCCUGCAGCAGUGCGUAUCAGAGCGAGUCUGGCGAGACAUCGCUAGAUAGCACUCAUGAGGUGGAUGAGGACAGUGGCUCUCCGUAUGGUCGACGUAGACCCACCGGUCCCUUGAUGCAUCGUGUGCGGAGAGGUGAAUCUUCUGCAGCGACGGCAGCUGGUGCAAUUUCACCCACGUCGGAGGACGCAUUCAGUCAGUCACCAACCUCUAGCAGUGACUAUGCUGUGCCCUCUUCAGUAGGUGCAUCCUCCAGCAGUGCCACUUCACCAAAUACACAAACACCACCAGUGCGACGUGGGGCCGUACCGCCGAAAACAGCACCGAAGACCUCUGGGUCGCCGAUGAGCAGUAGUGCAGCCCAGUCUCCAAGCGAAGAAGGUGCACCCUCUAGCCAUAUCGUGGGACGACCUGCUGCUAACGUACUGUCGGGACUGCCCAGUCUUGAUGAUGAUAUCCGUACCCGUGCAGUGUCUGGUAUCCACUCUGAAGAAAUCGUUGCUAUGUAUAUGGAAAGAGAAAGUAGUAUUCGCUCUGAACUUGGUCUAGUACGGCAAGGAUCUAAAGUAUCGUCUUUGGCGAAAACUUUCUCCAAACCAGGGCAGCCGAAUGAACAAAAGCCGGCACCAUUUGUAAGAUCAGCAAGCUCAUCCAAGCGCAGAACGGAGCGUGUGGACAGCAGUAUUGCCUCUUCGAGUAGCUUCCGAUCAUCUCUACGCCGGCGGAACAGUGCUCAUCUCAGCACCACGUCGGAGCAAUUGGAGGAGUCAAAAGAAACUGCAUCGGCUACCCGCCCUAAACACCAGAGCACCACUGUCAAUACUUACUGUUAGUUAAAUGUCACUUGUACCUACACCAAGGCCAGGUGGAAUGAUACUAUGACAGUAAUGGAAUGACUGUUACACUAGCGUUACCCUGUAUUCCAUUAGCAUGCUGGAGGAGAUUCCAGCAACAGUUCUUUUAGGUUGCCAGUCGCUGGCUGACUGGACUACGUGCCGUUUUGUUGAAAAGAUUCUAUUACCAAAGAAACUAUUAUUUCCUUCACAACACUAGACUCUUCAAGAUGCUUGUAUUCUAAUCGAAAUAUGAUUAUAUAAUUAUUUGAAGAGAGGAACACUCGUCUAUUUACACUAUUGUCUUGAUCAUGACGAAACACUCUGCACCGCCACUGUCCUAGCAAUGCAAGCUUAUUUAUGUUACUUCACCAUUGCAACGGCGAUAGAUUUGGUUGUCUUGAACAACUAUAGGAUAACUGCGUUUCUAGCUACUGGGAGUAUUGUACACUGAGCCCUCUGGUACAAAUCGCGGCUUUGGAAUGUCUACUGCUUUUGGGGUCAUUUUUACUCCUCUGAAUUACCAUCAGAACAAACUAUUGUUCCGCGUUCAUCGCACCCUUGCA